Knipowitschia caucasica is the source of this 1992-nucleotide messenger RNA. The record is from the annotation of a GenBank genome assembly. Lineage: Eukaryota; Metazoa; Chordata; Actinopteri; Gobiiformes; Gobiidae.
AUGUCGAACCGGGACUCUUUGGGCUACGGGGACCUCCUUCCGCAGGACGUGGUGGAUAUCUUCGCUCAGGAGAAACACAGCAAGAAGGGUCGCAAGCAGCACCACCGCUCCCUCGGCCGCGCUCUGGGCUGGCUCAAGGGGAGGAAGAGCAAGAAAGUGGGAGACAAGGCUCAAAACCCGGGGCUGGGACCUGCGUUUGACCUGGCCCUGGACGUUCGCUCCACUGGUCAUCAGGGUCCAUCCAAGGGGACGCUGAAGUCAGGGAAGCAGGGCCAGCAGCAAAGCAACAGUCACGCUGUCCCAAAGAGAGAUGACGACGAUGAUAAGAAGACCCCAGCCCCCCUUCUGCUCCAGGAGAAUGUGUUCAUUGAGGCCAGCAGACCCAAGUACCUGGAGGACCUUCACACUGAGGCGUUGGAAGGCCUCAAACUGAUGCAACAAGAAGAGCGAAAUCUUGGACCCGAGUGUCAAGACAAUGAAAGCACAAUAUCCACAGUGUCGGCCCGAGCAGAAGUGGACGGAGGGGGCUUCACCACCGACAGCACCCUCCCAGACACGUCCUCCAUGGUCUCAGUGCAGUCCUCUGUGUCGUCCCGGUCCUCGCGCUCUGGGCUCACACGCCAAGGGUCAACCUUCAGACCACUGAAGUCUGAAAAAAGCAGUAGAACACGAAGACGACACAGGCGCACCAUUGGAAGCAUCCCUCAACACCUUCAAAGAGAAUUCGGACUGGACCGAGCUGAGUGGGCCGUGAGUUCACAGUUGGAGGAGGAGAUGUUAAAUGGAUCUGGUGUACCACAGCUGGCUGUGCACUCACCACCAGAGACAAACACAGAGACCCUCCACCCUGCUCAUGUGGACGACAUGGCCCUGCUGCAGCGUGUGGGUAGUGUGCCAGCUGCAGGGGAGAGGCCCUGGUCUCUGGCUGUCCCAGGAAUGACUACUGCAAGCGGUCAAUCAGGACCCCCCAGCCCUGUGAUGUCCAUGUCCCCGCAGGCUGCGUAUCUGUCCAAAAUCAUCCCCAACGCAGUGCUGCCGCCCUCUAUAGAAGUUGUAGAGAUAAGUCGUGGAAGCAGCCGUAACAGCGUCCGCACUGUCAGCAAGAGCAGUUUGAUGAUGUCCAGUCCUCCCUCGUCCCGUGCUUCAUCCAGAGCAUCCACAACGCGGAGCACCUCAUCCAGGUCCUCCGCGAUGUCCUCUGUGUCCCGCCAGAGGCACUUCCAACUGUCAGACAGCUCCUGCUGGAGUAACUCAGACUCCGACACCUUAGUGUCUGAUUCCUCCACUAUUUCAAGCAGCAGCACCCCGCGGCAGUCAGAGGCUCAGGAGAAACACAGCCCCAAAAAACAAAACAAAGGCAGUGGUCACACAAAUGCAUCUAAAGCCGUGUCCAAUGGUACAACAACUGUCAAGGGAGAAGACUCAAAGAAAGAUGGAGCUUUUGUGCGCAGCCUGUCUGUCAUGAAGUCUAAAAGAGCUCCUCCACCUCCAAGUCGCUCUUAUUCUCUCCACAAUAAAAUGAAGAGACAAGACGAAACAGUCCAAGCAUCAACAGAAACGCCGCAGAAACCUGUCAGGAAAUCGCUCAUCAUCAGCUCGCCGCCAUCUCCUCCUGCAACAACAGCCACAUCGCCAACUCUGUCCAAAGCCACAGCUACCGCCACCAAGACUCAUACGGCGAUGGCGCCUUCCAUGAAUCUUCAGGAGGCGAUUCGCUUGAGGACAGCAGCACGGUCGCACAACGGGCCAUCGUCACGGCUCAGCAUCCACUCGCCGCCAGGUUUUGAUGUCCGCAAGUCUCCUACUAGCACCGCCAGCUUUAUCUUCUCCAAAAGCAACAAGAAGGUAGUGAUUGAGACCAGGUCAGAGGCCAAGAUGGACAAGCACAACGCAGAUAUGCCGACGACAAAGGCGGAUCUGACCGCAAAGAAAGAACUCAAAAAUGCUUUAAAAGAUGAUGCAAGAAACCAAAUGGGCUGCAGGGACUGCUGA